This is a messenger RNA of Rodentolepis nana, 957 nucleotides long. NCBI's taxonomy places the organism in Eukaryota, Metazoa, Platyhelminthes, Cestoda, Cyclophyllidea, Hymenolepididae. The record is from the annotation of a GenBank genome assembly.
AUGUCAGUCGGUGAAGAUUCGUACCAAAAGCGUUUAGAAAGUAAAUACCAAGAUUCAUUUCGUCAAAUUCCAGCCGAAUCUGCCAAAUUUACUUCGCCUCCAUCUCAGUCUUUAACAGCCACGCAGUCACAGUGCGUUCAAUCUCCAGAGCGGCAAGGAAUACCAAUUAAUUUCCAGAGUCAUAACAGCAUUCAUCACCCUCGUUAUACUUGUCAUCCCAAUUCCGGAGGCAUUUUUUCUGUUAGUGAGAACGACUCGGCUGUUCAACUCUCUGCAGACCAUUGCAACCCUAAUCCCCUUAAUGAUCUUGAUUUCCAACUCAUGAAUAUCGAUCAGAAUAUGUCACCUUCUUCUGGUAUCACAUCACCAAUGGAUCUGGGUUUUACAAACAUUGGCGAUGAACAGAGUAUUGACAAUAUUGACCUCAAUAAUAUUACCCCCUCUAUUAAACUCGCCUCAUCUCUCACCCUCCUGGGUCCUAGUGAUUAUUCAUCAGGCAGCGGUGGGGGAAACAACAAUUCUCGUCAACAGCAAGCAACUAGCGGCAGUAGUGGAAGAGGAGGAGGAGGUGGAUAUAAUGAGAACGAGAUGCCAUCAUCCUCUUGUCCCGCGGAGAACAGUGGUGCAUCGUACCCCACCGCUUCGUCUGGGAGAGUACCUUUUGAGAGUCCCACUAGCGCCCUCAGCAUCCCCAGACCGGCCAACCCAGGUGGAGGCAGCGGUGGUGGAAAUGCCUCUGGAGGAAGUGGAGCAAGCAGUGUCACUGGCACCUGGGGUGGUGGUGGGGGGAGCUCUCUGGCCAGUCUCUCCGGCGCUCCCAACAUCUCCGUCAUGCAGGGCAGCAAUCCCGCCGCUUCUGCUGUGGCAGCGAUCGCUGGUGCCGACAACCAACGUGUUGCUAUGAUGCGAGCUCGUUCCAAGAAGGAUAGCCACAAUAGAAACCAGGGUGUGGUGUAA